AUGGACCUGGUUGGUUUGUGCCAGAAAGAAUCUGACCGGGAUGACUUAUCUGUGGCAGGGGUGCAGCCUUUUAUAGAGGAGAAAGAGCUGGAGGUUUUGGAGAAAAGACAUUCAGAUCUUUGGUUAAACGAAAAACGGGCAAACAAUCUAGAAGACAGUGUGAUUGAGUUUGAUGAAGAUUUGGCCUCAGAUCCAUUAGAUUCGGAAUAUGUCCCACCUAUAUCUUUGAGUGCUGGUGUUGCAAUUCAAAGAGAAUCAAAAGAUGGCAUUGUGGCCCUUGCUGACGGGAGAAUGGACUCACCAGGUCAUUCUGCAACCAUGCAAGCAGCCGAGACCAGUUCAUGGACAUGUGGCGAGGUGUACUGCACCAUGUUAGUGGCGUGCAUGAGUGGGACCUGGAUCGUGCUGAACCGCAGAUGGCUGAAGGAUGUGGAGAAGUUCCUCACAUUUCGGACCACCUCACAGCUGGAAUCAUUCCAAAACCAUAUUCUGAUAGAGGACUCUUUUGAAUGUACGCGUGUUGCAGUCCGACAACAAGAAAUAGUCAAUUCUGCCCCACCUGUGGAAAAUGUCAAAGCGCGCUGGCCAGCACUUCAUACAGAGAGACAGGUCCUGGCAGAAUUUAACCAGAUCACCAGCUCCAAACUGGGCAAUGAUUUCGUUGAAGCAUUGGAUUGCCUAACGACACAGUUCAUCAAGCUCUUAAGGCCAAAAGGGGGUCUGCUGGCGCUAAGCUUUCCAAGAUUGUCCGGCACCUCGAUUCCUGUCAGAGGAGAUGGAGAAAGGAGAAAGGUACACAUCAAAAGAGAUGGUGGAACUGCAGGAAAACCCUGGUGA
Messenger RNA from Knipowitschia caucasica, 837 nucleotides. NCBI's taxonomy places the organism in Eukaryota, Metazoa, Chordata, Actinopteri, Gobiiformes, Gobiidae. The record is from the annotation of a GenBank genome assembly.